GGCACUUGGUUUGAUAAAAGUCAUCUUGACAUUAGUACAAUUUGUAAAAUUGUAACAUGUUUUUUAAUGUUACCACAUCCACGUCAAGAUGACACACAAAACGAAACCAAUGUAUCAGCGUCCACACUUGUUGAUUGGUUUAAUUCUUGCCAAGAGAUCUGUGUAUUCUGGGCCGAUAAAAAUAGUCAAAAGCUUGGUGGCCCAGGAUGUAUUGUAGAACUCGACGAGGCAAAAAUUGACCGGCAAUUUUACAAUUAUUUUUCUCGUUCCAGUAGAGGAUCGGACGGAACGGACACUCCUGGCAUGUAUCAAGGAGUGGAUUCUGCCAGGAAGUACUAUCAUAUCAAAUUGUUGGAAGUCAUACAAUUGUUUGAAUAAUGAAGACUUCCAACAUCGACAAUCAACCACUCCUAUAACUUGGUCAAUCCUCAAAGUGGCGUUCAUACACGACAUAUAAAACG
This is a messenger RNA of Pogonomyrmex barbatus (red harvester ant), 461 nucleotides long. RefSeq lists its product as uncharacterized. NCBI's taxonomy places the organism in Eukaryota, Metazoa, Arthropoda, Insecta, Hymenoptera, Formicidae. The record is from RefSeq and is a predicted model, not a curated record.